Molecule: messenger RNA, 3418 nt
Organism: Gracilinanus agilis (Agile Gracile Mouse Opossum)
Lineage: Eukaryota; Metazoa; Chordata; Mammalia; Didelphimorphia; Didelphidae
Gene: KLHL18
Product: kelch like family member 18
Exons: 8
Coding region: 97-1578 (493 amino acids)
Molecular function (GO): protein binding
Source: RefSeq, a predicted model, not a curated record
CGCACCUGUCCUAAGCCGCCGGGUUGUGCAGUUGGGUCGCUGGAGAGGGAGGCUCUUUGCCGCCGCGUUUGCGGCCAGCCCUGGAGGUGGGGGAAGAUGGUGGAGGACGGAGUGGAGGAGCUGGAAGAUCUUGUGCAUUUUUCCGUGUCGGAGCUGCCGAGCCGGGGAUACGGGGUGAUGGAGGAAAUCCGGCGGCAGGGGAAGCUGUGCGAUGUGACCCUGAAGGUGCUGGGGCUGGGGGAGAGAAGGGAAAAGCUUCACCCCAAGAACUGUCUGGGUGUCCGUCAGUUUGCUGAGACCAUGAUGUGUGCUGUGCUGUACGACUCUGCCAACAGUUUCAUCCACCAGCAUUUUGUGGAAGUGUCUAUGUCAGAAGAGUUCUUGGCAUUACCCUUUGAAGAUGUCCUUGAGUUGGUGUCUCGGGAUGAGCUCAAUGUGAAAUCAGAGGAACAGGUAUUUGAAGCGGCAUUAGCCUGGAUUAGGUAUGAUCAGGAACAGCGAGAACCCUGCCUUCCAGAGCUUCUGUCCAAAAUCCGUCUGCCUCUCUGUAGGCCUCAGUUCCUGUCAGAUCGGGUACAGCAAGAUGACCUGGUCCGCUGUUGUCAUAAGUGCAGGGACUUGGUGGAUGAAGCAAAAGACUAUCACCUCAUGCCGGAGCGUCGGCCACACCUGCUGGCUUUCAAAACUCGGCCUCGCUGUUGCACUUCCAUUGCAGGGCUCAUCUAUGCAGUAGGGGGUCUAAAUUCAGCAGGUGAUUCGCUGAAUGUGGUCGAAGUAUUUGAUCCCAUCGCCAAUCGGUGGGAGAAGUGUCAGCCCAUGACGACAGCCCGUAGCCGUGUGGGAGUGGCUGUGGUCAACGGGCUCCUCUAUGCCAUCGGAGGAUAUGAUGGCCAAUUGCGGCUGAGCACAGUGGAGGUGUACAACCCUGAGACAGACACGUGGACCAAAGUGGGCAGCAUGAACAGCAAACGAAGUGCUAUGGGAACGGUUGUGUUAGAUGGACAGAUCUACGUCUGUGGUGGAUAUGACGGCAACUCCUCCCUCAACUCUGUGGAGACCUAUUCCCCUGAAACAGACAAGUGGACGAUAGUGACACCAAUGAGCUCAAACCGAAGCGCAGCGGGAGUCACUGUAUUUGAAGGCCGAAUAUAUGUUUCUGGAGGACAUGAUGGUUUACAAAUCUUCAAUAGUGUAGAAUAUUACAACCACCACACAGCCACCUGGCACCCAGUGGCAAGCAUGCUCAACAAGCGUUGCCGUCAUGGAGCUGCAUCUUUGGGCAGCAAGAUGUUCGUCUGUGGGGGCUAUGAUGGUUCCGGCUUCCUCAGCAUCGCCGAGGUCUACAGUUCUGUGGCAGACCAGUGGUACCUGAUUGUCCCCAUGAAUACACGCCGGAGCCGGGUCUCCCUGGUAGCAAACUGUGGGCGCUUGUAUGCCGUGGGAGGCUAUGAUGGACAGUCCAACCUGAGCUCGGUAGAGAUGUAUGACCCAGAAACAAACCGCUGGACAUACAUGGCCCCCAUGGUGUGUCACGAAGGAGGGGUUGGUGUUGGCUGCAUUCCCCUCCUCACCAUUUAAAGCAAGAAGUGGGACAUGUGGGAUGGGGUCAAAAGCGUGGGUUUAUCCUUCCAGUGACAAUCCUGGGAAGCAGCAGCGCGUCACCUGGGGGGGUGAUGUGAAGUCACGGGCGGUACGGUUUUCCAGGUGCUUACGUCAUCACCACAUGGCCACUGUGGGCAGACAGGCCAAGGUCGCUGAAAUGCACAACAUGAAGCAGUCAUCACUGGGCCCUCUGUGGCUUGACAUCUCAUGGUGCAGCACCCUCUUCAGUAGCUGAUGCCCAUGAAGUGCUCCAUUCAAACCCAGCUCCCACACUCCAACUUGCCUACAUGGGCCCCAGUCCUUCCUAGUUUGGCUUCAUGUCCAGCAUUUGUAGAUGUCUGGCCAUUUGCUAGCCACAGUGUGUGGGAUUUUCCAUGGAGCAGCUGCAGUGACCCAGCCUAGGUAAUGUGUGUGGGUCUGUGGUUGAGAGAAGGUGUACACUCUGUGUUUUCAGGGUAAAUAACCCUCCUAUCAGUGCAGUAUAUUUAAUGGCGGCAGCUUGUCUGUUGCAAAAAAUCAUGUUCCGUCUAUGAUAGAGUAGAGCACAUAGGAUUAUAUCCUUGCAUAGAUGCAUGAGGGGAAACUGAUAGGUUUCUCCCAUGUCUUAGUUUGGGGGUUGAAUGUAGUUUUUCAUCUUGAUCUGGACAAAACAAAAAGGACACUUGAAAUCAAAACUGAAGAACGUGAACUUUUUUCUCUCCUCAUUGUGGGAAGAAAGUGGAAUUUUAAAAAGUAAACCAUUUCUUUGGUUUUACAGAAAGAAAAAAAGGAUAAAAGACACAAGCAGCAAACCUUUGUAUAAAACAAAGAACUGCCAAAUGUUCAAAAAAAUGCACUUAUGUAGGUGUGAAAUAUGACAUGUUUUCUGAGACUUGGUAUAUGUGUGGAAUCCAAGCUGGGCUUUGACCUGUACUGUACCAAGAAUGGGUUUGUGAUUUAAUCCAGUAUUGAUGGCAGACAUUUGAUGUUAAGAGAUUAAAAUUUGUCCUUGGGCUGGAUGCAUAGCACAAGGGGAGCAUUGUGCAACAAGCACAAAAAAGUUUUUAAUUUUAGGUGCAGCGGGUCUGGAACCUUUUGCUCUCUGCUCAGCCAUCAGUCACUUUCCUUGGUGCUCCCAAGAAGUCAGCCAAGGCUCCUAGGUCUUUUCCUUGCUUCAUCUUCUUUAAGGAUGGACUCACAACUCUUGUUUUUAUCCAACUUCCUGUUUUCCUUUUAUUUCCACUUUUAACUUCAGCAGGACUCUAUCUGACCCUUUUCAGGCAUUAGUUCCUGCAUAUGUCCUUUUUAUGAUUGUACAUCAAUGACUCUAGUAGUACAAACACUCCAGAGCUUGGAUACGUCCAACCAUUAGUAGCUUACUGAAUUCCAUGCCCUCAGCUUGCCAGUGGGUCUGCUGUGCUUCCAGCUGGUCUAGAAUUCCAAGGCUUUGUAUUUUUUUUUUUUAAUGUCCUUGGCAGACCAGUAAUGUGGACCAUUUAGGCUUAUGCAAAGAGGAUAUAUGGCAUGCAGAAUGGAAAUGUUAAAAAACAAAUACCCUUCUUUCACCUCUAAAUUCAGUAUUUCUGUGUGUUUUCCAUAGUGCUGCCAUUGAGUGUCUAGCCUCCCAUCACUCCUAGUUGGGACCUUUGACAUAAAGUGAGUUCAUGAACAAGAGAGCAGCCUGCAGACUGCUGUCUCUGUUUCUUGAAGGACUUUUCAGGGAAGUAGAAUUGCCUGGGCAUUUCUGGGGCUUGCUGGGGAGUCAAAGGCUUGCUCUUUCUCACUGUCUUUUGUAACAGAGCCAGAACAAGUUGGGAAAAUAAAAUGAGACUUGCAA